AUGAAGUGGGUUGUAGCUAUCGGUUUCAUCGGCCUCGUCGCGGUGUACGCCAGAGAACUAGAUGACGAUUCGAAGGAUCUUGUAGCAGCUGCCAGUGGAAAGGGACAUCAUCAUGAAGAAGGAGGUGGCAAGGAGCACCAUGCCCAUCACCACCAUGAACACGGGGAAAAAGGACACAAAGGGCACAAAGGGGAUCAUCAUCACCACAAGGGAGAGCAUGGUAAUCAUGGCAAACAUCACCAUGCUGGACAUCACCAUGAACAUGGAGGUGGACAUAAAAAACAUUGGGACGAACACGAUCAUCACGGCCACCAUCACAAACAUGGGCAUCAUCACAAAGGCGCUAAACACGGUCACCACGAACAUCAUGAUAAGGGAGAUAAAACGGAUGGAUACCACAAGAAAUACCAUAAAGAUACAUUCCACAAGGACCAUCAUUUCUAUGACGACCAUCACGACGAAGGCAAGCACCAUAAGCAUGGCAAACAUCAUGGUCAUCAUGAAAAGCAUGACGGUGAACACAAAAAGGGUGGUCACCAUAAGCACGGUCAUCACGAAGAACACUAUGGGAAAAAAGGUCACCACGAUAAGCAUCAUUAUGAUGAAGAUCAUCAUGGUCAUACGGGCCAUCAUGGUCAUGAGGAGCAUCAUCAUGAUCAUCAUGACCAUGGUAAAAAGGGUGGUCACGAAGACCAUAAGCAGUGGGGUUUCCACCAUGGAAAACAUUAA
Pieris brassicae (large cabbage white) is the source of this 729-nucleotide messenger RNA. Its product is annotated as histidine-rich glycoprotein-like. The transcript has a single exon. The record is from RefSeq and is a predicted model, not a curated record. The coding region runs from base 1 to 729 and encodes 242 amino acids. Lineage: Eukaryota; Metazoa; Arthropoda; Insecta; Lepidoptera; Pieridae.